This is a messenger RNA of Thalassophryne amazonica, 5256 nucleotides long. It is a transcript of the gene wbp1, whose product is annotated as WW domain binding protein 1. Bases 150 to 1004 code for a protein of 284 amino acids. The transcript has 4 exons. The record is from RefSeq and is a predicted model, not a curated record. NCBI's taxonomy places the organism in Eukaryota, Metazoa, Chordata, Actinopteri, Batrachoidiformes, Batrachoididae.
CAGUCACGUGGAUUACGGGACGUAACAAAGCUUCUGUAAAGGUUUAGCAGAACGAGUUUGAUGGUUUAAAGUGCGUCGGUUGUUAGACAUAAAAAUCACUCCGACUGCUAUAUGAUUUCCGUCGUGUUAGCGGCCAACAACCCAGAAAGAUGGCGCAGAAAACACUGGGAUCCAUUGUAGCUCUGUUCUACUCCGGAACUUGUUUGGUGCAGGGAAAGGAGUUCUGCUUUGGUGUAAACAAUGAGCGGUACCGCUGUGAUAUGGGUUACUGCUGUGGAGAGACGGAGUGUUGCACAUACUACUAUGAACUCUGGUGGUUCUGGUUGGUAUGGACCUUGAUCAUCAUGCUGAGCUGCUGCUGUGCCUACAGACACCGGAGGGUUAAAAUGCGUCUCCAACAGGAGCAGCGUCAACGGGAAAUCAGCCUCAUGGCCUACCAAGGAGCCUCCACCUCCUUCAUUUCUCCUCCUCCACUCAAUCCAAGGUUCUGGAAUGACUGCAAGCUUCCUGACUAUGAAGAGGUUGUAGGCCACCCUCCGACACCACCGCCACCUUAUUCUGAAAAUCCUCCUGAGACUACUCCAGCACUCCCUUCACAAGUGCACCAGCCAGACGCCACCUCGGCUCGACAUUUCCGGAUUGACGUGGACAUUGAGGCCUCUGGCUCAUCAGUGGGUCAGGAAGCAGAACAGACACCCAUCCAGGCGUCGUCUCCCACCGAGCAGAAUGCCGAGGCUUCGUCAAUGGGAGCAGAAGAGGAUGAGGAGCUCGUCACCCGGCGUCGGCAUGUAACGGGCGACUCUGGGAUUGAGGUGUGUGUGUGUCAGCUGGAUGCCAAUGAGGGCUCUGAGCUUGAGGAAAGUGAUGAAGAGCACCGGCUGUGCAGGGUUGCUGAUGGGGGCUGCUGCGCCGGGCGUGAGCAGCAGCACUUCACCCAGAAGGAGCGCACUUUUGAGCUGCCCAGCCAGACCGCCAGCACCAGCUCCGGAGGCCACAUGGUGUGAUCUGCAGCAUACCAGCCAACUAAGCAGCCGACUAGUGCUGCUUUCUGAUUCACACGGUGACAAAAAAAGAAAGUGGGGGGGGUGGGACAGCUGUUGGCAUCGUCUUCUGAGUGUCUGUCCUUUUAAUUCUUCAAACUAACACUCAGGCCUAAUGUCAUGAUGGUGGUAACAAAUCCUUUUCAGCUUCUGUUUCUGAAAGAUGACUUAAAAGACCCUAUAAUGUUAGCAGAUAUCUUUCUUUUUUUUUUUUUUUUUUAAUUUGCUUUUCUUAAAGGGGAAACUAGCAACUGCAUGUUCAUGCUAACAUUUAGUGAGGGAAGCUCAUUGGCUAGUUAUUGUUGCUGAAACAGGAAGUCAUGGUGUUUACUUGCUGUCUGAGCACUGCCUUCUUGUUCUCGGUCUCAUUGGUCAGAACAGUGGUGACAGUCCUUCCAUUUGAUACAGUUCUUCUGGUGGGAUGGUCACCCCAGAGCAUACCAGCACGGUCAGCAUUUCUCUCUGUCCCCACUACUACUGCUAAACAAACCUCUUUAUCGCUGCGGACAAUACUGAAUAAAUCUAUAACAGCACAUGUUUGUUUCCCAAAAGUGGUGUGUGUGUGUGUGUGUGUGUGUGUGUGUGUGUGUGUGUGUGUGUGUGUGUGUGUGUGUGUGUGUGUGUGUGUGUGUGUGUGUGUGUGUAUGUGCUUUAAAAUCCUGGGCACUGCUGCAUAGUGAUGUCACCCCUGGUGUUGUCUUUUGGAGCCUGUGGGACCGCAGAGGAGAGAAAGCAGAUCAUGUUGACAAAAGCAACUCAGCCACACAGUCGCUAUCGGGCGUAGCUGUGAGGCAGGAACGAUCAAAUAUAUCUGAUCUCAUGUAUAUGUGUGUGCACAUUGGCUCUUGACUGCAUCAUUUUAAAGGACUAACUACAACGGAUGUAAGGCUAAUCCAUUUCUAUAAAAACGAAUCAAUAAAAUGCCUUGCGGUGACCCUACAUAUGUUGGAUCAUGGUGAUUCAUUUUAAACAUUUUGAAGAAUGUUGUGCUCAUUCUAGAGAUAAAUGUUUAAUACAAAAGAAUAGUUUCAUUGCAGCUUGUGCUUCAGCAGGUUUUACCAAUAACAGGUGCUGCUAGAGGUUGUGGAUGUUUUCUAGAAGGCUUGAUGACUCUUAUUUUCAAAGUGCCGUCUCCUUAGCACAAGGAAUGAUACAAACAAAAUCGCACGACAGCAUGAGGCAUGUUUGUGCAACUUUCAUUGAGUUGAAGCAGUAGUGAUACUUUUGUCUGUUCCUCAGUGUGCAGCAGCAUCCACACAUCAAAGGCUUCUACUGAAUUUUGGACGUGGUGUUACUUUGAGCUACUUUGUGCUAUUUGCUAUAUAGCUUGAUAGCAGGUGCAUUUUUAGCUCUCUGUGGCUUCAGUAGCACCCAACAGGGAUUUGCUGUCAUAUUUUCCAUGGGUAGCUUUAGGUGGAUGUGCACUCUGCUGUGCAGCGGACUCAUGCUGGCACAGCUGCAGAAUCAGUAGUGAAUAACUACAUGCUCCUCUGCGACGCAUGUUGUUUGUGCAUCCUGUAAAGUAUGCAACAAAAUGUUACGUCAGGAGAGAAGUCUUCUGUUUGUAAGUUUUGUGGAAAAUAAAGCAUUAAGUUGCAACUUUAUAUAUGUUAAAAUUUUGUUGGGGGAUGGGGUAUGCACAAGUUGUUUUUUUUUUUGUUCCCCCCCCCCCGAUGCGUAGCUCCCACCUUGAGUUUUCUAAAACGGCACAGCUCAACAUGCUGUUCGGCACAAGUUGAGAAAGGUCGGAUAACCUCAUACUAGUUCUUAAUAUGCUCAGCUUUCAGGAGCUUGGUUGUACUCUUGGCUUCCUUAGUUUGAUUCAGAGUGCCUAGGUGUCGGCUCAGCAUAAUUAUGUCCAGUAUUUACACUGACGACAGAACUGCUUACCUGCACUAUUUUGAAUCAAGUACACAUUUGUUUGGGCUGUUUAGGUUUGAAAACGUGUUUGCCUGAAGUACACGAGAUUUCACCCAGAUUUGUACUUUGCUUGUCCUGGGCUGUUCUGAGUUCAGUGUAGGUUGGGCUAAGGUAGAAAACUACCUUUUCCGACUUGUGCCAAGUUGUGUUGAGUGGCAUGGCUGGCUGGCAGAGCUUGGCGUUAAACGCUGCGAGGUGAAAGCUGCUUGGAGAAAUCUUCCGAAGUACUCUGGAUGUAAAUGAGACCGUUAAGGUGCUGAACUCGACCAGGUGUGAGAGUUGCUAUACUGUGACAAAAUGAGCACAGUGUCGAGAUUCAGGUCUGCGAUUCUCCCUCACGCUCACAAAGUACUUUAACAAUGUGAUGUUCUCUUUUUCUACAGCCAAGUCGUGAAACUUAAUCAUUUUAGUGAAAAGCAGUUGAAUAUAUUAACACAUUCAAUUUAUUUUCAUUUCUGUGUAGUAGGUGGGAAGAGGGUAUUGGGCUUGAACUCGUAUCUGCAAUUCAAAAUCUGGUCCUUCUUACAGAAGGUAGCAUGAUGCCAUGGCUCCACCCUUUUCCAAGGUGAACCACAUACUGGUUGAAGUGUAGAAAAAUGUUUUAAAGGAUGCUUCACUUCAUUUUAGCAUCUGUGUCCCGCGACUGGCCUAAUGCAGUUAACGGUAACAGCUGCCAAUCUACAUGAAGUGUCUAGAACAGAGUUGGUGGGUGGGCAGGAACAUUUCCAGAGGUGUCAUACUUGUCAACCUAUAUAGAUGCUCUGAAGUAGAGAGCGUACGUGUCUGAUCUUUUAGAAAAUUUGGCCCGUUUACAGAAUGUUCUGGCCAGAGACUGAGCACGGCUGCACACCUGUUGGGUCGAGGACCACGACAUUUUUGACUGACACCUUAAGCUGCCUUUCUGCAUACUUUACUGAGCAUGUUUUGCUGUAGAGCUGCACAGUCAAACAUGAGCAAAAACAGACGUAUUAAUGCCUUAUUACAGUUGAUUAAAUUGAGCGACUUAUGUUAUAGAAUGGCAGAUGAGGGAGUUUUUUUUUUUUUUUUUUUGUAGAUUAUUUCAUCCGUGUUUAUUGUGAGAAAGUAAUCUAGCUUUGGUAGAGAAGGAUGUGGUUUGUAAGCGACCACAUGUAGAUGUCGUGUGAUGUGCUGUAGCAUUAUACUCAGUGGUGACGUUGAAUUUGCUUAUGAGCAGUUGUUGCUGCGCAGAAACUAAAAUUUCCUGCAUGUAGUCAGUUGGCACUGCGGGAAUUUGUUCAGAACAGAUUCGGAGUUUGUGCUGAUGCCGUUACAUUUAGGGUUUGAUAUGAACUGAAUGGGGGGAGAAGAUGAAGGGUUUAAUUUUUUUUUUUUUCUUUUUUGUGGUGGUGAUGCAUUUCAUUCAAUUGUAUAAGUUUUGCAUAUUUGUAUACUAAUGAUAGUGAUGAUCAGGGGGUUCUUUUCUGUGUGUCUGAAUAGGAGGUUGAUAGUUUUCCCAUUGCCAAACUAUUACGCCUCUGGUUUUUAUACAUUUACCUUGAUAAGGGCUAUAUCAGUCAUCAAGUUUGGACAAAUAUUGAUUAAAAUAUUGAUCUCAUUCAACAAGUUGUUGGUACUUGGUUUGGUUUUAAGCCACAAUUGCAGAGAUCACUAUGUUUGGAUUCAGUCAUUCUUUAAUGUUGCUGUUGAGCUAAUAUUUAACAAUAUCCGAUACUCUAUCUCUAAAAAGUUACUUGAUGCCCCUACCUGACCCUUUGUUGACUGUGACCCCGCCCUCUGCUGAGGUUGUUGUUCUCAGUUAUGGGAAUAUGUGCUUGACUGUACAUGCAGACUCUUGGAAACACUCCGCAUGGAGCCACCCAUGCAGAUGGGUUGAGAGAAUGUUCCUACCAAAAUGUCCGUGCUUCACCGAGCCGUGUUGUUGUGUCGCUAACAUGUUGGGUUUCAUGCUCUCAGGGCUCAAAAAAAGUGCUAGCAUUUCCCAUUAAUACAUCAACCAGUCUCAUAAAGCCAAAGCUGUUUUAUUGUCUUGUCAUACUUUGACUUUGUGUCCUGCAUCUCUAAUCAUGCCUAACUGAAUGUAAAACAAAUGCACGUGCACUGAAGUACAACACAGGCGGUUCCCGGGUUACAAAUGGUCGUAUUCCUGUAUGUGGAUUUUGAUGUAGACACAAAAACAUCCUCAAAUUUUGUACAUAAGAAUUGAUGUACAUUGACUGAUUUGAAAACUUGAGUGUUUAUAGAUGAUGGAAUGUUGUAGCUCCGAAAUGCUACUCGGGGACAGCCUGUACAUAUUUUGAUAUGUAUUAUGUUAAAU